This is a messenger RNA of Vitrella brassicaformis, 3049 nucleotides long. The record is from the annotation of a GenBank genome assembly. Lineage: Eukaryota; Vitrellaceae.
CGACAGACCUGGGGCAGCAGAGGAGUGUGCAAGCAGGCUGUGUGAUCAAGAUCUUUCGUUCACUCAGCCACUGACUCAUCCCUGUGAGCGUCGGGAUGCUUGAGUUGAUUGGCGGAUGCGACACCAUCGAUUGCGACUUCGAUGCGUCAAUCGAGCGGCUCACGAUGGCCAAGAGGGCGCUGACGGAUGAGAUCUCGCGGCUCCUUGCUUCGCGAGGCGGCGUGUCGCGUCCCGCCGAGACCACUGGCGAGAUGCUCGUCAAUGCAGGUGUGCAGGGGAGGGCCACGAGGGGCGUGCCAGUGAUGAUGUGACUGUCUGUGUUGGCCUCCAUCGUGUGUGAAUCGCCUGGUCAGGUGGCGUGGUGUUCCCUGUUUCCCGCCGUGGGCUUCUUCUCCCUUGCAUGAAGCAUCGCUACAUCUCGGUCCUGCUGAUGCUCUUCGCUGACGGCCUCCCGCGAGAUGCCGACGGCCAUGUCUAUCUGGAGACCUCACCUGCAUACUUUGAGGCCUUCCUGGACGAGCUGACGCUCUACGAGACCGGCCGCACCAACACCGUCGACCUGCCGCCCUCCAAGGCGGCCGACCCGGCUUACUGCGAGUACCACUCUCUGUUCAUGCGCGAGCUGCCAUCCUUCUCAGCUCCCACAUACAGUAGCCGCGGUGCCGCCACGGCCCGGGCGAUUGAUGGCGCAUGCGACGAGAAGGCCCUAGGGAACGUCAUCCAGACGUCGCUGAGCGACCUGGAAAAGGUCAUGAAGAGGCUCACGCGGCGCAGGGAGGAGGUGGUCCGAUUCCUCUCGGCCAUGGAGCCCUUCAUGAAGGGCCAAGACAACACCGAAGACGACCUGGCGGUGCUGAGCCUGGACGUCCUCGGCCGGCAGGUCGUCAUCCAGAGGCGCACGCUGCUGCGAUUGGGAGACGACCAUCCCCUGCUCACGCGAUUCUCAAAGUGGGCACAUUCACAAAGGACAGGCGGAGAGCGACAAUGCAAUGCAGGUCACAUCUGUCUAUGUGUCUGUGUGUGGUUGUGCAGCACUCCGCCCUGCUGGGGUGACCGUCGUGUGCGUCAGACCCCCACCAAGCACUUCGUCAACACAGUCGAGUUCGCCCGCCGCAUCUCGACGAUGCCCAAGGGGCAGCUCAUCCGACCCCCGCUGCUGGACGAGAGCGAGCGUGAGCUGUUUCGAGAGGAUUUAACGAUGUAUGGUCUCACUUACUCGCCAAUCCUUGACCUGCCGGCCGGCCAGGAGUGGGUCAUGCAGUCGACAGAGGAGUGGGUGGCCGUCCUCGACCUAAUGGACAGGCCCACAUGCAGACCAUCGCUGCUCUUCAAGUGGGCUGGGCACUCACGAACGCACCAUAAUGUUGAACGGGAGCGGCUUCCGCUGGUCCGUCAGGUAUGGGCGUGACGGUGGUGACUGCGGCACGCUGCUGGCCAAGGUGGGCGAUGCGAGCGGUCUGCUGUUCCUCAUCAACCACGACGACACACACCGAUUCGGAGCCUUCGUCGACGGCCAACUCAAGCCGCCUGCCGACCCCACACAGACCAGCGGCCACUACACCGCGCCCCUCAUCUUCAUUUCCAUCAGCGGUGCAUACUCUCGGCCAACCAAGGUGCCCAUCCCCGAGGCCAGACAGGUGGUCGAGGUCGCCGGCCGCGACGCCUCCAUCAAGGCCACCAAUGGGGACAGCCGCGGCAAGGUGGGUUGGUGGGGGGCGAAUGAGAAGAGCACCGUCAUCUAUGGGUCAAUUCGCAUGUCUUGUGCAGUUGGGCAUUGGCGGUGGGUAUCUGUGGUUUGGGUUGGCCACCCCCGGCCCGUCAGAUGACGUCCGCAGCAUGCAUCAGUGGGUCAAGAAGGAGGGCUUGCCCGACAACGGCUACCUCGGCCGGUUCAGCGACGAGAACGGUCACGGCACACUGGCGGGAGACUGGAACUUCACCGCGAAGGAGAUGGAGAUAUGGCACAUCGAGACCGCCAGGGGUGGUUGGUUUAAAGCGGCGGCACCGCACGCUGCUGUCAGGGUCGGGUCGAGGAAGCCGAAGGGCCUCAUGAGCUGGCUGUGGCGGUGGGGAGGUGAAUAAGUAGAUGGCCGAUAGCCUUGCGUGGAUGCGUGGUGCGUGGCAGUCCUCAUGGUGAAAAGGCGGAAGUAAUACCUAUGUGUGAGUGUAUUGUUCGUGCGAGUCGACCGUGGCAUUAGUCGUUUUUGGCUCUCUGACCCUCCCGUGGCCUCUAUAAGUACUCUCUCAUGGUUUUGCUGGCGUGAACGGGGGAAGGGUCAGAAAGCGGGCCCAUGGCCGUCUGUCUGUCUGUCUGUCUGGCUGUCUGUGUGUAUGCGCGACAGACAACAAGUGACACCGACCAGUGGUUUAUUUCGCCGUCUGCAUAUCCGUGAAAGUGUGUCUUCCUUUGCCUCACCUGCCGUGCGUGGCACUGCACGGCAGAUCGAUCGACGCAACAUAACGUGUCCCCUCGCACAUCGCAUUCAUGGACGUGGCUCCAUCCGUCCGUCCCUCCAUCCGAUGACCCGUUCGUCGUGCUUGUGUGUGACUGUCUGUGGUGAGAUGUCAUGUUCUGUGACUGACUAACACAGACAGACAGCCAGACAGACAGACCUGCUGAUUGGCUGAUUGAGAGUUGGCUUGUGGAUGGAUGGAUGGAUGGUCAGUCUAUGGCCAUGCCGUGUCGGUCUUAUGAUGACAAUGCAUUCGACGCCAACUAAAUCGAUGAACCGCUCAAUCUGCGGCUGAUGGGUCAUCGCACGACAGGCACAGUCUGGUCGGCAGUUGGUCGGUCAUUUGUCCGUCAUCUUGAUUCAAUCGCUGUGUGUGUCUAUCUCUCCAUCCGGCACUACCUGUGUUUGUCAACGAAGUGUUCGACGUCCUCCAGGGUCGUUCGUUGGGCUGCGCACGGCGCAAUAGCAAAUCGAAGAGAGAAAAUUUGCUGUCUGUUUGUCUGUUUGUCUGUUUGUCUGUCUGUCUGUUUGGGUAUAUGGGAGGGGGAGAGACACAGACGGACAGACAAGAGGAGCCAUUAUUGUGUGUGAUUGUG